Messenger RNA from Sphaerodactylus townsendi, 6043 nucleotides. It is a transcript of the gene CNTNAP2, whose product is annotated as contactin associated protein 2. The transcript is spliced from 23 exons. Bases 541 to 4287 code for a protein of 1248 amino acids. NCBI's taxonomy places the organism in Eukaryota, Metazoa, Chordata, Lepidosauria, Squamata, Sphaerodactylidae. The record is from RefSeq and is a predicted model, not a curated record.
UGCUGGCGAAUGAUGAAUGCGGGAGGCGAGAGCCUCUGAGCCAGCUCCUCUGCGGCGCCGGGAGAGGCUCCCUCCGCUCGCUCGCCUGAGCUGACUGCGCGUUGGGCUCCUGCGGGUGUGCGCCGGUUACGCACCAGACCCCGCAGCUCAGCGGAGCGAGGAAGCCGAGCCGGAGCUCCCGCCAACAGCCCGCAAGGCAGGGCUCAGCUGCAGAGGAGGCAGCUGCUACCCCUCGCCUACCCCCUGUCUCUCUCAGCCCCCCGCACCCCGGGGUAAAAUCCCCUCCUCUCUUCCACCUGGUUUCGCACUUCAUCCUGCCAAUACCUGGACAUUUACUCAGAGACCGCCAAAGUCCCGGAGACUUCGCUUUGCCCAGGAGUCGGGAAAGAGGAGGCGCUGGGAUUUAUUUCCACCCCGGGUGGAAACCUCCACCAGCCGAAGGCAGCCGGGGCAAGAGAGCGGCGGAGGAAAGGAUCGGACAGCUGCAUUCUCACUGCAUCUGGUGCCUAGUUGGACUAACCGGGAGAGUGGAAGGAGAGGAUGGUGAUGGUUCUCCGGGCGGGUUGCAGGGCAGCUCUCUUCCUGUGGAUUUUCAGCAACAUCAGCUGCAGAGCCCGGACGGCGCUCCCCACCUCCCAAAAAUGUGACGAACCAUUAGUCUCCAGCCUAGCCCACUCUUCCUUCAGCAGUUCGUCCUCGCUGUCAAACAGCUAUGCAGCUGGGUAUGCAAAGCUAAACAAGAGAGGAGGGGCUGGAGGCUGGUGUCCGUCGGAUAGUGACCAUUACCAGUGGCUGCAAGUGGACUUUGGCAAUAGGAAACAGAUCAGCUCUGUUGCGACUCAAGGCAGAUACAGCAGCUCCGACUGGGUAACCCAGUACCGAAUGCUUUACAGCGAUACAGGAAGGAACUGGAAGCCAUAUCACCAAGACGGGAAUGUCUGGGCGUUCCCUGGAAAUGUCAAUUCUGACGGCGUGGUGCGGCACGAUUUACAGCAUCCAGUGGUAGCACGCUAUGUGCGAAUCCUUCCUCUCGACUGGAGUGGAGAAGGUCAGAUUGGGCUGAGGAUUGAGGUCUACGGCUGUCCAUAUUGGGCUGAUGUUAUCAAUUUCGAUGGUCAUGUUGUAUUACCGUACAGAUUUGGGCACAAGAAAAAAACCCUGAAAACGCUGAAAGAUGUCAUUGCUUUGAAAUUUAAAACCUCUGAAAGCGAAGGCGUGAUCUUCCACGGAGAAGGCCAGCAAGGAGACUACAUCACCCUGGAACUGAAAAAAGCCAAGUUGGUCCUUAGUUUAAAUUUAGGUAGCAACCAGUAUGGCUCAAUUUACGGCCACACAUCUGUGACAACCGGCAGCCUCUUGGAUGACCACCACUGGCAUUCUGUAAUGAUAGAGCGGCAUGGGAGAAACAUCAACCUUACACUUGAUAGACACAUGCAGCAUUUUCGGAUCAAUGGGGAAUUUGAUUACUUGGACCUGGACUAUGAGGGACCACGAGGAGACUCCCCCCCAACCUCAGUGCUCAGGCAGGUUCAUGUGGGCACAGGUGUUCCUUCAAAUAUUGGUUUUAAGAUCCAUUUAACUGGAGUACACUUCGACAUGCUUAUUUUAGUUGCAAGCAUUGCUCCAUUCAGAUUUGAUUUCUCCAAAUCAGGCACUGGACUCAACGAUGGACAAUGGCAUGAAGUCCAACUCUUAGCAAAAGAAAACUUUGCAGUCCUCACCAUCGAUGGUGAUGAAGCUUCCUCUGUUCGGAGUAAUAGCCCACUCAAAGUAAUGACAGGAGACAAAUAUUUGUUUGGAGGUUUCCUGACACAGAUGAACGUCUUGGAGCAUUCCGUUCUGCACCUGUCCUUCCAGGGUUGCAUGCAGCUUAUCCACGUGGACGAUCAGCUGGUGGACUUGCACGCGGUGGAGCAAGGGAAACUAGGAAGUUUUGCCAAUGUCAGCAUCGACAUGUGCGCCAUUAUUGAUCGGUGUGUGCCCAAUCACUGUGAACAUGGUGGAAUAUGCAACCAAACAUGGGACAGCUUCACGUGUAUGUGCGAUGGAACAGGAUACAGUGGGGCCACAUGCCAUAACUCUAUUUAUGAACUCUCCUGUGAAGCAUAUAAACAUUUGGGGAAAGCAUCGGGUUCCUACUGGAUAGAUCCAGAUGGCAGUGGUGCUCUGGGACCUUUGAAAGUUUACUGCAAUAUGACAGAGGACAAAGUGUGGACUAUUGUGAAUCAUAACCUACAGAUACAGUCGGCAGUGGUGGUCCACAAACCAGAGAAGGACGCUUCACUUCAGCUGAACUACAACGCCACCAUGGAUCAGCUCUCUGCCAUCACCAGCAGUGCCGAGUAUUGUGAGCAGUUCAUCUCCUACACCUGCAAACUGUCAAGGCUGCUGAACACCCCAGAGGGCAAUCCGUACACCUGGUGGAUUGGGAAGUCCAAUGAAAAGCAUUACUACUGGGGUGGCUCCGGGCCAGGGAUUCAAAAAUGUGCAUGUGGCAUUGAACGGAACUGUACUGAUUCGAAAUACUACUGCAACUGUGAUGCCGAUCAUAAACAAUGGAGAAAAGACACCGGGUUCCUGUCUUAUAAAGACCAUCUGCCUGUCAGCCAAGUUAUAGUGGGAGACAUUGAUCGGCCUGGCUCAGAAGCAAAGCUCACCGUGGGCCCUCUGCGAUGCCACGGAGACCAGAAUUAUUGGAACGCAGCAUCGUUCAUUACUCCAUCUUCAUAUCUUCACUUCUCCACCUUCCAAGGGGAAACCAGCGCUGACAUCUCUUUCUACUUCAAAACGUCAGCCCCUGACGGAGUGUUUCUUGAGAAUCUGGGGAAUACGGACUUCAUCAAACUUGAGCUGAAAUCUGCAACCGACGUGUCCUUUUCAUUCGAUGUUGGAAAUGGCCCAGUGGAGAUCGUUGUGAGAUCACCCAGUCCUCUCAAUGAUGACCAAUGGCAUCGUGUUGUUGCUGAGCGAAAUGUUAAACAGGCCAGCCUACAGGUAGAUCAGCUCCCACUGGAGAUCCGGAAGGCCCCUACAGAAGGCCACACCCGGCUGGAACUCUAUAGCCAGUUAUAUGUGGGUGCUGCAGGCGCCCAGAAGGGAUUUCUGGGCUGCAUUCGCUCUCUGCGAAUGAAUGGGGUCACUCUGGAUUUAGAAGAGAGGGCAAAAGUUACACCAGGAGUGAAGCCUGGGUGCUCGGGCCAUUGCACCAGCUUUGGGAUGUACUGCGAGAAUGGCGGCAAGUGUGUUGAAAAAUACAACGGCUACUCUUGUGACUGCUCCCGGACAGCGUACGAUGGUCCAUCCUGCAAAAAAGAGGUUGGAGCAUUUUUUGAAGAAGGGAUGUGGCUCCGGUAUAACUUUUCAUCGGCAGGAAGUAACAUGAAGGACUUGGUUAGCAGGACUCUCUUGAGCUCAACAGAACCGGAAAACGCUGCAUCUGACUUUAACCUGAAUAGAGAAGAGCUUAGUUUCAGUUUCAGUACCAGCAAACCGCCCGGCGUCCUUCUCUAUAUCAGUUCAUACACCAAGGACUACAUGGCGGUGCUUUUGAAUGCUUCCGGAAAUUUACAAAUUCGGUACCACCUUGGAGUCACCAAAGAACCAUAUAACAUCAAUGUAGAUCACAGGAACGUGACGAAUGGACAGCCGCACAGCAUUAAUAUCACACGAAAUGGGAAGGAGAUCACUGUUCAGCUGGAUCAUUAUCCUCCGAUAACCCACAGCCUGCCAGGAACCUCAGACCUUCAGUUCAGCUCCUUGAAGUCCCUCUUUCUAGGAAAAGUAAUAGAGCUUGGGGCAAUUGAUGAAGAGAUCCGUAAAUACAACACACCAGGAUUCUCCGGCUGCCUGUCUCGAGUACAGUUCAACCAAGUCGCCCCACUCAAAGCAGCGUUGAGACCAACCAACAUCUCUUCUCGCGUCCACACAGAAGGUCAUCUCGUCGAAUCCAACUGCGGAGCCAAUCCGCUAACCAUCCAACCAAUGUCUUCUGUGACAGACCCUUGGCACGCAGAUUCGGGUGAUAAUCCCUCACACGAUGGUAAAAUGCUGGGAAGCGACGUUAAUAGAAACUCAGCAAUUAUUGGAGGCAUCAUUGCUGUGGUGAUCUUCACAAUCCUCUGCACCCUGGUGUUCCUCAUACGCUACAUGUUCCGCCACAAGGGGACUUACCACACCAACGAAGCCAAGGGCGCGGAGUCUGCCGAAAGCGCGGAUGCCGCCAUCAUGAACAAUGACCCCAAUUUUACGGAAACCAUCGACGAGAGCAAAAAAGAGUGGCUUAUCUAAGAUUGGGGGGCGGGGAGCAGGAGGUUUGGGAGGAGGGCUUGGGGAGGGCCAGGGGAGACUUUUUCAGCAAGGAAAAGAGAGCCGUCUUACAGACUCUUGAGCACACCUAGUUUUAAAAAAAAUAAGAGGCGAUCAGCACAACGGGCGGAGCAAGUGACAGACAAAUAUUUGAGACUGGAAACCGUGAAAGCAUUUCCGAGAAGUACUUUUUAAUAUUGAUUUACAGUGAAUCGCUCCCUUCUUGUAUGCAUCCAAACCAAGAGCAUCAAACCCUGCAUUGGUUCACCCUUGUCAGUAAUAUCUGUCUUCUUUGUGUGUGGCUAGAGGUGUUCAAAUAUCCCUGUAAGUAACAGGGCCCACUUUUCUAUAUUUUUUAAGGCCCCUUAAAAUGUAAAUAUUUCUCUCCUGAGAACAGCAAAUCAGACUCUGGAAUCCGGGACUGUUCUUCUCAAGUGUUCUCGCACGGAUAAUUCCCUAGGAAGGUUCCUGUAAACAGCUGGUCAUGCUCAAAUAGUGUUUCAGCCGUCAUGGUUUCAGUGUACGUUGAAAAAGUUUCAGAUCAGGCUAGGAUUGCCACGUCCCAGUGGGGAAAUCCCUGGAAAUUUAAAAUCAGAACCUGGGGAGGGUAAAGCCUGGGCAAGAAAGGGAGCGCGACAGGGGUGUGAUACUAGACAGUCCGCCUUUCAAAUCUGGUGUUUUUUUCUCCAGGGGAACAGAUUUCUGAAUUCUGGAGAUCAGUUGUCAUUCCAGGAGAACUCCAGGCCCCACCUGGAGGUUGGCAACCCUAAGGCAGGCAUAUCUACACUACAGAGUUUAAACUGGUUUUGCAGUCACUCCCAUAGAAUUCUGAGAACUGGACCAUUCUGUAAGUCAGGACGCAGAAUCUCGCUUCCGACAUCAGCAGCGCGUUCCAUCAGACAGUUGAAGAAAUGUGGUCGGAACCCAUCUCCUAAGGCCCUUUGUUCCCCGUCGUCACCCAAGUUUCCAGGAGAGGUCUUGCUGGAGGUAGGCGGCCUCAGUUUCCCUCGGGUCCCUUGGGGUAUCCAAGAGGCAUUAGAAGGGGCCACACUGGCGUAGCUAAAGGUAGUGUUGGUGGGCCCCUGAUAGCAGAUCCUCUUUAUCCUGGACGGUUCCCAAUGUUCUUUGGUGGAAGCCAUAAACUGGUUUACAGCUGAAAACUGGAGUGCGGAAGAGCCCUUGGGGGAGGGGAGGCCACAUUUGCCUGUUUCCAAUCUUCCAUCAACCUGUGCCAACACUUCAAUGUCUGAUGCGAGCACCUGACGAUGAUUGUGUAUAAUGAUUAUCAAUAAUGUAAAAAAAAAAGGACUCUUACUAUCAUUCCUAUUGUUGUCAGAGAGGAAUAUCAUAAAGCAAAGGAAACCCUGUUUAUUUUCUUGCUUCUGUGUGAAGGAAGAUCGUUCCAUUUCACACUGUUAUGACUCUGCCGACCUGAGGUCAAUUGUACCACAUCAGAUUUUGUCCGACCUGCGCCCUGUUGGCAUAAGCUGUACAUAUGUAGCCAUAUGCAUCGUAGUACGGAAUUAGAUCCAGAAUUUCCAAGUUUGUUUGCUUCUGUUUCUUAUAUAUAGGCUGUUGCAGAAAUAUGACUAUUGUUUUAUCAAACGCAUUUGAUCUGGGAGAUGUCCAUGUAUUCCAUAUACCUGCCAGUGGCCCACCAGUGAACUUGUGAACCAGAAUACCUUUAUUGGUAUUUAAAACAAGAAGGUACAAUAAAACAUAUAUCUAGCAAUUCCUC